GCCCAUUCGUUGGUAAACAUGGUUUCAGUCAUGGGUCCAUCAGUUGAUGCCUCCAGCGCAGUGACGGCGAUCGGAGUUGACGGCAAGUGUAAUUAAUUCGGCGCGGAUUUGAUUUUGAUUACUCGCUAGCAUUUCAUUUAAUUCUGGAUUCACGUAGUGUUGAGCAACUACAGGGGACAGAUAUGGCCCCUUGCUUUCGAUGGACCCCCGAUUGCGUAUUCAGGCCACUUUAUCCAACUAGUUAUCCUUUCCAAGGUCAAGGUCGAGUUAAUCAACUUGGGGGUGUUUUCAUCAAUGGACGACCUCUUCCGAACCAUGUCCGACUACGAAUUGUUGAGAUGGCAGCAGCAGGAAUCCGUCCUUGCGUCAUCAGCAGACAGCUCAGAGUUUCUCAUGGCUGUGUUUCCAAAAUCCUCAAUCGAUACCAGGAAACUGGAAGUAUAAGGCCCGGUGUGAUUGGAGGAAACAGGGGGAAGACUCCGAGUGAUUCAGAACAAAAGGAAGAGUGUAAAAAAGACAAUUCAAACUGCUUUAGCUGGGAACUUCGCCAAAGGAUCUCCAAAGAAUCAAAUUAUGAACAUAAAGUAAACCAAAAUGCAAUAGCACAACUUCUGAACACUGCAUUAAGUACAAAUAAACUUGAUAAAACUGAGGACUUAAACCAAAAAGGUACCGGUGGUCAUAAACACACAAUUGAUGGCAUUCUGGCUUCAAAAAAGUCAUCAAGCGGCGAAGAAGGAGGCUCAGAUUGUGAUUCAGAACCGGGCCUUACUUUAAAAAGGAAGCAAAGGCGAUCUCGAACUACUUUCACCGCUACUCAACUAGAGGAAUUAGAGAAAGCAUUCGAAAAAUCCCAAUAUCCGGAUAUAUAUUCGAGAGAAGAGCUUGCUCAGAAGACGAGUCUCACCGAAGCCAGGGUACAGACUCUUCACCAUUACAGACGGGACCCAGCGUAUCGUUACAUCACCAUCACUUGCAUGCAUCAUCAACAGAGCCUCGAUCAUCUCUAGCCUAUAACUCCAUAGCAGAGUGCAAUCCUGCUAUACCAUCUACAGUAAUGUCCAUGCUGCAUCAAUCCGUCCCAUCCUCAGCCGGAGCAGUUGAUUAUACUCACCAUCAACAUGGAGUUGGCAGCUCCACAGCUGCCGCAAUGGCAACGGCAUCUUCCGGCGAGGAAUGCUGGAACGCGGCAGCCAGAGCUAACUUCAACGGCUGGACAGCAGCGGCUGCCGCUCAGCAAAAUUCUGCCAGUUCCUCGUCUGCUGCGGAUGCUACAGCGGCUGCAUUCGCUAGCGAACAUCACAUAGCCGGAAGCGACGCUUAUUCAGGGUUUAAUACUAUGGCUCAUCAUCAUCAUCAUUACCCUGAUAUAAAACCACCCUUUUAUUAUACAGGGCAAUAUCCUACCGGAUUCAGGGCCUUAGGCUUAUGAGAGCGCCCGAAUAGCUAUGGACUUGUAUAUAAAAUAAUAGAAAAAAUAUAUGGUCUAUGUAAUUUGCAUUGUUGUUUAUUAAAUGUUGAAUUUGUAUGUCAUUGUUGUUUUAUGCUUUUGUUGAUAUUUGUGCAAAUAAUAAUAUAUAUAUUGCUGAAAUU
Molecule: messenger RNA, 1593 nt
Organism: Parasteatoda tepidariorum (common house spider)
Lineage: Eukaryota; Metazoa; Arthropoda; Arachnida; Araneae; Theridiidae
Product: protein gooseberry
Biological process (GO): regulation of transcription by RNA polymerase II; anatomical structure development
Molecular function (GO): DNA-binding transcription factor activity, RNA polymerase II-specific; RNA polymerase II cis-regulatory region sequence-specific DNA binding
Source: RefSeq, a predicted model, not a curated record